Molecule: messenger RNA, 5869 nt
Organism: Python bivittatus (Burmese python)
Lineage: Eukaryota; Metazoa; Chordata; Lepidosauria; Squamata; Pythonidae
Gene: KIF20B
Product: kinesin family member 20B
Biological process (GO): mitotic spindle assembly; microtubule-based movement; spindle elongation
Cellular component (GO): mitotic spindle; spindle microtubule; nucleus
Molecular function (GO): plus-end-directed microtubule motor activity; microtubule binding; ATP binding
Source: RefSeq, a predicted model, not a curated record
UAAAGCGAGUGGCGAGGUUCCAGCGCUUGUUGGCGUUGCUUCGAAAGGAGGGUCUGCCGUGACCCUUAGCUAGUCUUGCACGGUUUCGAAGCGUGCGUUGCAGUGGAGAACGUGUCAUCGUGGGUCUUCGUUUUUCCGGGGCGGGUGGAUUGCAAUGGGAGGUAAAGGAUCCCGGACUUGAUUUCCGCUUUCUAGAGUGGGGAGGAUCCCCGGACUCUUGACUCGAUCCUCUCUACCGCCGGUUGCCCCAACAGAGCUGGAAAAUGGAGGCAAAUCUGGAUAAGCCAACAGUUCCCAGACCAUCCUUUCUUUCAGCAGUUGAGCUAUCCCCAAGAACUGGCCCAGUGGAUGCUAGUGAUAUUAAAAAAAAUCUAUAUGGUGAUUUUUCUUCAAGUUCCAAUGUAAGCCAGAGAGAGAGCCUGGAGUCCAAAGAACGAAUUCAUGUUUGCCUUCGGGUCAGACCGUUUUUAGAGUUGGAAAGAGAACAUGAUGCUCAGGAGUGUGUUUCUGUGGUUGACUCAACAAGCAUUAUAUUAAAAGCUCCGAAAAGUUCCAAGACGUUUCGCCUUAGUGAAAAAAACUUGCGUCAAAUGGUGCAGAAAUUUACUUUUUCCCAGGUAUUUGGGCCCAAAACAACACAAGAAGAACUCUUUGACCGUGCUGUGAAGCAGCCUGUGUUAGAUUUCCUAAGGGGACAUAGUCGGCUAGUAUUUACUUACGGUGUUACAAAUGCUGGGAAAACAUACACCUACCAGGGUACAGAUGAAGACAGUGGCAUUCUCCCCAGGGCACUGGGCGUGGUGUUUAAAAGCAUUCAAAGCAAACUAUAUCCAGACAUGAAUCUCAAGCCCCAUCGAUGCAGAGACCAUAAAAAGCUGUCUAAAGAAGAAGUGAGAGAAGAAAUGUCUGUAAAAAAUUCAUUGCUUCGCCUCCUGAAAGAGGUAGAUUGCCAAAGCAACAGUAGUAGAACAACGGAUAAUUGUGAAGAUACGAAAGAACCAGAAAAAGAAGCAGACCAGUCUAACCUGGAAGAGGAGAGAGAUGUAAAAUUCUCUAUUUGGGUUUCUUUUUGUGAAAUUUACAAUGAGUGCAUUUAUGACUUAUUGCUCCCAAUAUCCAAUGACAAGAGGAGAAAAAUGCUGCGCCUGGCCCAGGAUAUAAAAGGUUAUUCCUAUGUAAAAGAUCUACAAUGGAUUCAAGUUUCAAACUCAAAAGAAGCUUAUAAGCUUGUGAAACUAGGCUUAAAACAUCAGAGUUCUGCUUCAACGAAACUGAAUGCCAACUCAAGUAGAAGCCAUAGCAUAUUUACUGUGAAAAUGCUAAAAAUUGAUUCGGAAACCACACGUGUGAUGCAAGUCAAUGAAUUAUUUCUCUGUGACCUUGCUGGCUCAGAGCGCUGCACGAGAACCUGCAAUGAAGGGGAAAGAUUAAAAGAGAGUGGAAACAUUAACACUUCAUUGCUCAUUCUAGGCAAAUGCAUCAGUGCCCUGAAGACCAAUCAGCAAUCAAAGCUGCAGCAGCACAUUCCAUUUCGGGAAAGCAAGCUCACUCAUUUUUUUCAAGGUUUCUUCAGUGGGAAAGGGAAGGUCUGCAUGAUAGUAAAUGUCAGCCAGAGUCCCUCGGCAUAUGAUGAAACACUCAACGUGCUCAAGUUCUCUGCAAUUGCUCAAAAGGUCAUGGUACUAGAUCCUUCUGAGUCUCCCCAAGAAGAGACAUUUGACCAGCUGUCCCUUAAAGCAGAAUCUGAAAUGAACGUUGAUGAUGGUGUGUGUUUACCCAUGAAAAGAGCAACUAUAUUUUGGGAGGGGAAUCUGGAAGAUGUGAUAGAAGAUGAAGAGGAGCUGGUGGAAGAUGGCAACGAGGAGUACCAGGGGAAUUGUUUGGCAGAAGAUGCACAUGCAAAGGAGACUGAGGCAACAGAUGAGAUGGAAAGCCAACUUGAAGGCGAAGAUAGUGAUAUCAUUAUCGGAAAAGAAGAGUAUCAAAAGUUACUCGAUAUAAUAGAGGAAUUGAAAAAUAAGUUAAUAGAUGAAAAGAAAGCUAAGCUGCACAUGGAGCUAAAAAUCCGUGAAGAAGUUACUCAAGAAUGUCUUCAGUACUUCACUGCAAAGGAGAGUGAUCUCAAGAAAAUGUUUAGUGAUAAGGAAGAAAUGAUGGAGGACAUCUGUGAAGAGCGCAUGAACAUUUACAAGGAGCUGGUGAAGGAAUGUAUUGCACUACCAGAUGGCAAAGAAGGAGCAGAAGAGACUCUAAAAGAGGAUGAAAAAGUGGGAGGUGAAGGUGGAGAACCUGAAAACGUGGCUGAUCUUCCCAGUAUGGUGGUGUCACUGCAACAUAACGUUGCUGAUAUUAAGCAACAGGCAGAGAUGGCAUUUGGCGUGCUUGACGCUUUGGAAGAACCUCAACUGACUAUUGAGCGACUUGAAAAGCAAUUGGCUGACGUUACAGCAGAGCUAGCCCAUGCUCGAGAGGACCUCUUGAACCAGAAUAAAGCAGAGGUAAUGCAAGAAAAUAAACUGAGCGAAUCUGCUAAAGUUCUUCAAGAUGCUACUGAGAAAAUGGCUCUACAGAACAAACACAUCCAGGAGCUGAGUGAAGCUGUGAAGCAAAAGGACAAACAAAUAAGUCAGCUACAAGGUCUGGUUGGUCACUUGGAAGCUACCAUAAAAGAUUCUGAGAUCACCAUUGCGACUAUAAAACAGCAAAUGGAACAGGAAAACAGUAGUGCAAUGGAGCACACCCACUGCAGUGAAUCCAAGGAGACAAAUGUGGGUCCUGGAAGGAAACGAUACUUUGAAAGGGAAGAAGGAGGCCCCCCUUCGAAGCAAGGAUUCAUUCACAACAGUUCUAAAGAUGCCAUAGUCUCAGAGACAGCUGAUGAAACACAACCCCAUCCUUUGAAGGAAAAGGGAGAAAUGGUGGCCUUGGAGGAAAAAAAUAAAAUGUUAGAAGUUCAGUUGGCCUUACUUAGAGAAAAGUUAGAAAAAGAGGAAAAUGAGAAGGAGGGAUUUUCCAGAGAAAUAGCUAGAUUGUCUCAAGCUCUUUCUUCAGAAAAGGAAAGAGCUUCUGGCUUGAAUAGGGAACUCCAGCAGCAGCAGGCAAAUUAUGAGCAGGCAACACUUGAAAUAGCUGUGCUGAAAGAGAGAAAUAAGAGCCAAGAGGAGAAAAUUCAGACUCUGCUUCAAGAGAUAGGUGCCGCUAGCCAAAUCAUUGUAGAAGAAAAAUUACAGAUAAAGACACUUGAAGCAGAAAUGGGUUUAUUGAACAGGUUAGGGUCACAUUGCCCUGUGGUAGAUGUUGACUUGGCAAAUCAAGAAAAUAUGUCAAGAGAUGAGCAUUUGCCGACCCAUGUUAAUGCUGGUCAAAAGAGUUCAUUUCACAGUAGUGUUGAAGGUAUCUGGAAAAUAAGCCAGCAGAUCAUUAAUGCUUCAACUCAAAAAAGCAGUUGUAUUGGAGACCUCAUGCAACAGGUUGAGCAGUUGCAGAGGAGAACUUUGGAGGCUGAUGAGGAGAAUUCUCAGCUGAAGUUGAAACUGAGCGAAACUGUCAGUCAGAGAGAUGCAGCUAUGCAGGAGAAGACAUCCCUUCUUAAUCAGCUAAGGGACUUGCAACAGGAAAAUGCUUGUUAUGCCAAAAAAUAUGAGGAAGCAGAGAAUAGAGCACUUGCCCAUUUGGAGAGAAUAAAAACAAAUGAGGACCUCUUCGAAGAGUGUAGAGCAAAGGAUGUCAGAAUAGCUUCUUUAGAGCAAAUUGUGAAAGAUAAAGAUUCAGCCAUUUUAGUGAUGGAACAAACGGUUCAAGGCAUGGAGGAGAAGCUUAGCAUUUCAGAAGCUAAAAUCAGGAAAUUCACAGAUCAGGAAUCACAACUAAAGAUGGAAGUUCUAGAGCUGAAAAGAAUGAUUGAACUUGAGGGAAAGAAGAAAGAAGAGUCAAAGCAAGCCACAAAAGAAUUAAAAGAAGAGCUAUUAAAGAGCACUGAUCUUUCUUCCCGCCUUCAAGCAGAAAUCCAACAGAAAGAUGAAGAAUAUGCAGAUCUGAAGGAGAAGUUGGCUGAUACCAAAAAGCAGAUUGAGCAGGUUCAGAGACAGGUGUGCAGCAUGCGUGCUGAAGAGAAAUUGCUGCGGAGUAAAGUUAAUGAACUUGAGAAGGCCAAAGGCCAGCUAACUGGAGAACUAGACCUCAAGCAGCGGACAAUCCAGCAAUUUAAGAAGGAUGAUCUGAGUAAGAAGCUGGAGGACGCUUUACAGCAGUACCAGAAAACAUGUGAAGAUGUACGUUCCAAAGACAAAAUCAUUGAAAAUAUGAGACUGACUUUAGAGGAGCAAGAACAGACUCAGUCUGAACAAGAUCAAGUUCUUCAGACCACAUUAGAAGAGAAUGAAAGGUGUAAGGCAGAAUUGGAAAAGUUGGAAAAAAGAUACUGUGAGCUAAAGGAGCAGAAAAAUGAUCUGAGGCCACAAGACAUUAAUGAAGUCUAUGAAAAACGCACAACCUUGCUUCAUGAACAAUUAAAACAAUUGCAAGAGAAACUGGAGGAAGGCAAAGAACAGCAUGAAACAGAUCGUAGGAAGUGGCUAGCAGAAAAGAUGCUCCUCAUAACUCAGGCGAAAGAAGCGGAAACUCUCCGUAACAAGGAGAUGAAAAAAUUUGCUGGAGAUAAAGAACAUUAUGCCAAGCAACUCACAGAAGCAGAAAAACUUGUGGCAGAAAAAGAUCAUGACCUUCAAAGAUGGCGAGUAGAAAGAGACCAACUCGUGUCAGCUCUAGAAGUUCAGCUGAGUUCUCUAAUCUCGAGUAAUGCACAGAAAGACAAAGAAAUAGAAGAAUUGAAAAAGAUGCUCCUGAAAUCUUCUAGGAAGGAACACAAGACUAUCACUGAAGGAUUUCAAGAUGAUGAUUCUAAGGAACUAACAGAGAUUACCAGUGAGAAUAUUGCCCCUGCAGUGUUGACUAUUUCAAAUGGAACAAAAAACACUCAGGCAGAAGAUCCCAGUAACUCGAAGCAGGUGCAGCUUAAAGAAAAACAAGCUGACUUGCCAAAUUGCAACACUGCUGGGAACGUUGGAUCUAGCAAGGUAUCUUCAGGAGAAAAUAUUCAGGACCAAUCAGAUGCUGUCUUAGAUUCUUGUGAAGUAUCUUCUGAGAGUGACCAAGCUAGCCGCUUUCCAAAACCUGAAAUGGAGAUUCAGUUUACACCUUUGCAGCCCAAUAAGAUGGAAGUAAAGCAUCAAGGAAGUCCUUCCACAGUGACUCUUAAGGUGCCCAAGUCAAGGAAAAGGAAGAGCAACACCAUGCAUGAGAGCAAUAUGCUGUCAAGUUUCUGGAAAAACAAACUUAGAAAUAAGGGCAUUUCUGAUGUCAGUCAGACUGCUCCUAACUCCUCCCUCAGAAAGGAUUAUUCCUUAAGAACUAAACAUUAUGCAUCAAAUAUAAAAUCAACAGCAUCCCCAGGUGGAACUCUACAAAAAUUUGGCAAUCUCUUGCAGAAUUCCCCUACAAUAAUACAAUCUAAAGCAAAGAAGCUGAUGGCCACAAUGAAAUCUCCCAAAUCUACUGAGGAAGAAUCAGUUAAGGAAAACGAUGCCAGGCCCAAGAAAUCAAGACGAAAGCUCUACUCAACCAACAUUUCUACUCCUAUUGAAUUUUCUGGUCAAGUGAUUGUUAUGGAUCAAAAGGAAAGCGAUCAUGAAAUUAUCAAGCGACGGCUCCGAAUUAAAAAAAAAUAGUGAUGUUCUUUCCACGGAGAAUCAUGUACAAAAUUCUUCUGUAGAUGUUAUCAAUGUUGUAAUUGCUCCUUCAGUUUUUUUCAAAAUUUUUGUGUAGAUUUUGUCGAUACUGCUAUAAAAAUUAGACACAGAGAAUUAAAAUG